GUUCGCCAAGAAAAACAAAAAGAAAUAUGCCAAUCCCAAAAGGGACAGCAAUUGUAAUUUUGCAAUUCCCCCAUAUCCUGCUUCCUCAAUCCAUACCCUCUCUCUCUCUCUCUCUCCUUCAACUGAUCAAACUCCACCUAGUGUCUUUCCGUUAACGGUUGCUUCUAACUCUUGCAACGUCCACAUUUAUAUCAAAACUACAAUUCCUUCCUCCAUUUUAAAUACGCCUAUUUUUAGCAUCAUUGCACCCAUUCUUCCACACCUCCUAUGAUUUACAAAAUAUUCCUGAAAAAAGCAGGCGUAAAAGGUGAAAACCCACAAAACAUCGAACCCUUUUUUUGCAGAUUAAGCUACAAAGAACAAAUUUUUAGCCUCAUUGCCUGAGAAAUCUUCCGUCUUUGCUGUGAUGAAGAAGCUGAAAUCGAUCCCUGAUCCCAGCUUCAGCCGUUUCGAUCUUCUGUCUGAAGAGAUAGUAUUCACGCUCCUUGAUUUCCUCGACAACCCUGUUGAUAGGAAGUCGUUUUCUCUUGUUUGCCGGUCGUUUUACGACAUUGAGUCCCGCCAUAGGAAGCUCUUGAAACCCCUUCGUUCGGAGCUGUUAAUGAAAGUUUUGCUGAGAUACCCUCAUGUUUCAAAUCUUGAUCUUUCGCUCUGUCCUAGAGUGACCGAUGCUACGCUUAAUGUUGUAUCCAGUUAUUGUAAGGGAUUGCUGCGGUCGAUUAAUCUGUCUAGGUCCAAGUUUUUUGGGCAUGUGGGGCUGUCUAAUUUGGUGUUGAAUUGCGCGAAUUUGGUUGAGAUUGAUCUGUCGAAUGCCACAGAGCUUAAGGACUUGGCCGCGGCUUCCAUAGCCGAGGCCAAGAACUUGGAGAAGCUGUGGUUGGUUAGGUGUAAGUCUAUUACUGACAUUGGGAUAGGUUGUAUUGUUGUGGGGUGUAGGAAGCUCAAGUUGCUGAGCUUGAAAUGGUGUUUGGGUGUUGGUGAUUUGGGGGUGGGAUUGAUUGCUGUUAAGUGUCAAGAUAUUCGCAGUUUGGACCUCUCCUUCUUGCCGAUCACCAAUAAAUGCUUGUCGCAAAUCUUAGAGUUGAAACACCUUGAAGAUUUGGUUCUAGAGGGGUGUUUUGGAAUCGAUGAUGACAGCCUUGCAGCUCUCAACCAAGGAUGCAAAUCUCUUGAGACACUUGAUAUGUCAAGCUGUCAGAAAGUCAGUCACGUGGGUUUAUCUUCUCUCACCACUGCUACUGCAAGUUUGAGGCAACUAAUCUUGUCCUAUGGUUCGCGCGUGGAUCUUGCUCUUGCUGAUAGUUUGCAAAAGCUUUCUAUGUUGCAAUCUAUAAAACUUGAUGGUUGCAAGGUCACGUGUUCCGGACUCAAAGCCAUUGGGAACUGGUGUGUUUCACUGAGUGAACUAAGCUUAAGUAAGUGCUUAGGAGUGACAGAUGAAGGACUUUCCCCCCUCGUUGCGAAACACAAAGACUUGAAAAAACUAGACAUUACCUGCUGCCGCAAAAUAACUAGUGCAUCUGUUGCUCACAUAACAAAUUCUUGUACCUCCCUCGUUACCCUCAAGAUGGAAUCAUGCACCUUGAUUCCAGCUGAGGCUUUUGUUUUGAUUGGGCAGCGAUGCCAGUUUCUGGAGGAGCUUGAUGUUACGGAUAAUGAAAUUGAUGAUGAAGGUCUGAAAUCCAUCUCCACAUGCUCUCGAGUCAAAAGCUUGAAGCUGGGGAUCUGCCUGAAUAUAACCGACGAGGGGCUCAUCCAUAUAGGCACGUCUUGCUCAAAGCUCAAAGAGCUAGACUUAUACAGAUCGGAUGGAAUUGGUGAUUCUAGUAUCUCGGCCAUUGCUAGUGGUUGUCCUGACCUAGAAAUGAUCAAUAUUGCAUAUUGUAAAUCCAUCACUGAUCGUUCCUUGAUGUCCUUGUCCAAAUGCUCGAAGCUGAACACACUAGAAAGUCGGGGAUGCCUUCUUAUCACUUCAGUGGGUCUAGAAGCCAUUGCAAUGGGAUGCAAGCAACUCUCCAAGUUGGACAUAAAAAAGUGUCACAACAUUGAUGAUGCUGGAAUGAUUUCUCUUGCUCGCUUCUCUCAUAACCUCAAACAGAUAAACUUUUCGUACACAUCGGUCAGUGAUGUGGGGCUCGUCUCCCUUGCAAGUAUUAGCUGCCUACAGAGCAUGACUGUCCUCCACGUGAGGGGCUUGACUCCCAGAGGACUCGCGGCUGCUCUCUUAGCAUGUGGUGGACUAACCAAAGUAAAGCUUCAGUCUUUGUUCAAAUCUUCGUUGCCAGAGCUUCUUGUCAAACAUCUAGAAGCCCGUGGCUGUGCUUUCCAGUGGAGAGAUAAAGUAUUUCAGGCGGAGUUAGAUCCCAAGUGUUGGAAACUUCAUUUAGACGAGAUAGAGUAACGCAGUCCAGAAAACUGCAAAUUAAUGACAAUUGUGCUACACUCUUGAAGCUCGUCAUAAAGGUUCGUCCCGUCUCUCAAUUCUACGGUAGGCGGUACGUGGUAGCAUACUGUUUGCUUCUCAAGGUUGGUAACAACUAACAAGUGUUCAUCUUGUUGAGUCAAACAGUUGUUCGUCUCUCUUUGCUUUGGAAGGGCCACCAAUUUUGUUCAAACUACGUUUUCUUGUUGCGUCCAUUUUUAUCGAUGCGUACAUUUAUAAUGUCAUUACGGCAUGCUUGCAAAGUAUAAAAUGUAAUGCGGAAAGCUGGCCCUAUGCAGUACUUAGUGUACCAUAUUUAUUGUCUCA
Molecule: messenger RNA, 2749 nt
Organism: Salvia miltiorrhiza (redroot sage)
Lineage: Eukaryota; Viridiplantae; Streptophyta; Magnoliopsida; Lamiales; Lamiaceae
Product: F-box/LRR-repeat protein 3-like
Exons: 8
Coding region: 407-2401 (664 amino acids)
Biological process (GO): SCF-dependent proteasomal ubiquitin-dependent protein catabolic process
Cellular component (GO): SCF ubiquitin ligase complex
Molecular function (GO): protein binding
Source: RefSeq, a predicted model, not a curated record